Molecule: messenger RNA, 1220 nt
Organism: Sorghum bicolor (sorghum)
Lineage: Eukaryota; Viridiplantae; Streptophyta; Magnoliopsida; Poales; Poaceae
Product: photosynthetic NDH subunit of lumenal location 5, chloroplastic
Exons: 7
Coding region: 124-873 (249 amino acids)
Biological process (GO): protein peptidyl-prolyl isomerization; protein folding
Molecular function (GO): peptidyl-prolyl cis-trans isomerase activity
Source: RefSeq, a predicted model, not a curated record
GGCUAUCUUCCCAUUUGGCCUUUCUUAUCUAUCCGUCGGCAACGGAGUGGAGUGCAGAGUCUCUUCCCCAUCCCAUUCCCAUCUCCUCCUCCUCCUAAACCCUCCUCCUCUCCGUCUCCUCCAAUGGCGGCGGCGGCUGCCACCUCCUUCGCCACCCUCGCCGUCGCGCGCUCGGCGGGGCAGCGGUCCCUCCUCGCCUCCAAGGCCGCCCCCUCGCCGCUCCUCUCCCUCCGCAGCGCCGGCCUCCCCUCGCAGGCCGUCUCCUUCUCCGGGGGCCUCGCGGCGUCGACCUCCCACAGCCGAGCGCGCUUCGCAACAUCCGCCAGCGCCGAGCCCAAGGAAGCAGACCUUCAGUCUAAAAUCACAAACAAGGUGUACUUUGACAUAAGCAUUGGGAACCCUGUGGGGAAGAAUGUUGGGAGGAUUGUCAUCGGCCUAUAUGGGGAUGAUGUUCCACAAACAGCGGAGAACUUCCGUGCUCUUUGCACUGGAGAGAAAGGGUUUGGAUACAAGGGAUCCAGUUUCCACCGUGUUAUCAGCGACUUCAUGAUUCAGGGCGGAGAUUUUGACAAGGGCAACGGUACCGGUGGGAAAAGCAUAUAUGGACGCACCUUCAAAGAUGAGAACUUCAAAUUGGUUCACACUGGACCUGGAGUGGUCAGCAUGGCUAAUGCUGGACCGAACACCAACGGCAGCCAGUUUUUCAUUUGCACUGUCAAGACACCUUGGUUGGACGGAAGGCAUGUUGUGUUUGGCCAGGUCCUGGAAGGGAUGGACAUCGUAAAGUUGAUCGAGUCACAGGAGACUGACAGAGGUGACCGCCCGAAGAAGAAAGUAGUCAUCAGCGAGUGUGGGGAGCUUCCAGUGGUUUAAGUGUUGCUCAUCUGUUGUCCGUCUUACCUCGGAUGGAUGGUGAUAUCUCCCCCUGAGUUUACUGGUUCUGAUGCUAUGACCUUGUCUUGCUAUCUCUAUGCUAGUUAUAGAGAUAUUCAAGUAAGAUCCCAAAUCUGAGGCAUACUGUUGCUGCUCGGCUGGAAUAAAUGUGCUACUUUCCCCUUGCCCAGUUUAGGGAAAGGGUUUUGUUCACGAAGUCACCCUGUAACCUUGUAUGUUUCAUACUCGGAAUGAAGGUUCAGGGAAAUCAUGAUACAAAAAUAUUCUGUUGCAUUGCAUGCAAGAGCUGUUGAUCGUCCAGAGCAAUGUAUAUGGCCUGUUUGGUU